This is a messenger RNA of Vitis vinifera (wine grape), 1794 nucleotides long. RefSeq names its product increased DNA methylation 1. Gene Ontology annotation, molecular function: transcription corepressor activity. The record is from RefSeq and is a predicted model, not a curated record. Bases 1 to 1794 code for a protein of 597 amino acids. Gene Ontology annotation, biological process: negative regulation of DNA-templated transcription. Lineage: Eukaryota; Viridiplantae; Streptophyta; Magnoliopsida; Vitales; Vitaceae. The transcript has 8 exons.
AUGGCUGACAAUUCAGUGAAGGGUAAGAAUAAAAGGAGGGUCUUCUACUCCCCUCCCUCCUCCUUCUCUUCUUCUGACAGUUCAGACGACCGCAAAGUUGACUCCAACAACUCAGACCCAAGGUUUGGGUUGGGCAGACCACAAAGAAGAAAAUCUAGGUAUGAAUAUGAUCCUAGUUAUCCUGAGCCUAGACCCAGGCGAACAUUGAGGCCGACUUUCGGUAAUGGUAUAAAUAUUAGGGAAGAUGGGGUUCCACCCACUGAGGUUGGUUGCAGUGCUGGUACAGAAGUCACCACCCAAAGAGAGCAAAGACCCAGAGGGAGGGUCAAUGUGAGAAGAGGAGGAGGAAGAAGAGGGCCAAGUGGAUCCCUCCCUGAGAGAACAAGGAGGAGGAGACAAAGAACUCAUUACUCUACAAGGAGCUCCUCCAAGGUCGACUCUGAAUCUCCUUCCCAGAAGAGGACCAUCCUGUCAUGGUUAAUCGACAGCAGAGUGGUUGAAAACAAUGCUAAAAUUGUAUACAAGAAUGAAGCAGGGGAACAGAUUCUUCAGGGUGUGCUCACUGGAGACGGCAUCUGGUGUUCCUGUUGCAACACUGUCAUCACUGUCUCAGAGUUCCAGCUUCAUGCUGGAGAUGAACCCAAUAGACCAUACCAACGGAUUUUUAUCUCCGAGACCGGGCUUUCACUCUUGACAUGCCAGGCUGAAGCCUGGAAUCAACAGGGCAUACCAGAACUGCAGGGGUACCAUUUGAUUGAGCCUAGGGAAGAUGUCUCGGACAAGUACGAUGAUGCUUGUGUAGUUUGUGCAGACGGGGGAAAUCUUAUUUGCUGCGACAAAUGCCCAUCUACAUACCACAUUUCUUGUCUACAAAUGGAGGAUGAGCCCCAAGGUGAAUGGCGUUGUCCUGCCUGCGCCUGCAAGUUCUGCCACACCCACGCCUUUGAUAUCUCUGUAUUCACAUGCAGUCAAUGUGACAAAAAAUAUCACUGGGAAUGUUUCCGCGAAAAUGAAGGAAUGCUGAUUGACCUAAACAUGGAUGGACCAAGCACUUCAACUCCAUUUUGUAGCAGCAUAUGUAGUCAGAUCUACGAGAAAUUGGAGAGGCUGGUUGGAGUAAGGAACGAGCUAGAUGAAGGGCUUACAUGGACACUUCUCCGACGCAUGGAUCCAGAAGCCGGAGUAUACUUGGAGGAAUCAUAUGACAGAACCCUAUGCAACUCCAAGAUUGCAGUAGCUGUGGCUGUGAUGGAAGAGUGCUUCGAACCGGUCAUUGAUAGACACACACAAAUCAAUGUGGUUCGAAGUGUGAUUUACAACUGCGGAGCAAAUUUCCCACGAAUAAGUUUCGAGGGAUUUUACACAGCUAUUCUUGAGAAGGGCGACGAAACGAUAUCGGUGGCAUCCAUGAGGAUUCAUGGGAAUAAGCUUGCCGAGAUGCCUUUUAUUGCAACCCGCCCAAGCUACAGGCGCCUAGGAAUGUGCCAUAAACUGCUGGUGGCAAUUGAGUCUGUGCAGUAUUUGGUGAUUCCUUCAAUAGAGCAGAGAGUGAGGAGGUGGGAAGAAAGCUAUGGUUUUCAGGCCAUAGAAAACAAAGUAAUGGGGGAAUUAAUCAAGGUUAAAUCUCUCAUGUUUCAUUGUGCCAUCAGACUGCAGAAACCACUGUUAGUACAUGAGACAGCAGCAAAUGAAGUUGGCAAUGGAGAUGCAGGCAAUGCUGAUAAGGCACAUGAGUCGGGUUCCGACGAUGGAUCUACUGACAUGGGCUCAUUUGACUUAAACCUGAGUCUUUGA